AUGGCUGCCUAUACCACCAAAAAAUAUCCAUUGGGCUCGCCACAAAAGCAUAUUGAAAUGUGUAAAUCCCAUGAAUUACCUAUUGAUGUGAUAUGUGAGGAGUGUGAUAAAUUUAUUUGUGCUAAGUGUGCCAAAACGGAUCAUAGAGAUCAUAACUGGAACACUUUACCCUCGGCAGCCAGCCUUAGGAGGAGAGGUCUGUUUAAAUUUCUGAAGAAGAUCAAGGAAGAGGAUCUGCCAGGAAUUGAUGAGAAGAUAGAAAAGAUUCCACAGCAGAUUACAGAAAAUAAAGAAGUGUGUGACUCUGUAAUUAAAAAUUUACAGAAGCACUGUGAUGAGAUAAUGGCCAGGCUGACAGAAAUAAAAAAACGCCAGGAAAAAACACUGAUAGACAACUUGGUUAAAAAGAAUAAUCAACUGAACCAUGUGAAAUCUGAGUUAGAGAAGAAGAUGAAAAGAAUUAUUGACGCAGUGGAAUUCAUGGUGGAGAACAACAGCACCAUGUCAGAUUACAGCUUGAUUGACAACCAUAGAGAACUGACAAAAAUGUUGUCUGAAUUGGAGGUUCAUAUGACAAACUGUGAACAUUCAGUGAGGUUCAUUAGAGGUGAAAUUAAUGAUGACUUACUUGAGUCUUUGGUGGGAAAAACUUUGGAUUUAAAUGACAUUGGUGUGACUCAAAUAAAUUCAUUUCAAUAUGCAGAUAAAACAAUACUUUCCUUGGAGACAUUCAGUGAAGAACAAUGUUAUAUACAUGAAAUAAAUUCAAAUUGCAUAGAAAAAGUCAAUAAGCAAGGCAUAAAAGAACAGAGAUUUAGUAUUUUCCCUAAUGAUAUGUGUGUGACUGAUACUGGUGAUGUUUAUUUCACUGACUAUAGAAACAAGUCCAUCAGCUGUCUGUCACCAUCAGGAUCUGUCUCUACAGUCAUCAGUACACAUGGUACAGAUCCACUGGAACCAUUAGGGAUCUAUCAGUCAGUGGUCGGUGGACUACUGGUCACCUUGAGAGACAAGGAAUCAGAUUAUUACAAAUUAGAGUCACACAGCAGACGUCUGGUGAGACACAUCACAGUGACAGGUGAUGUCAUCCAUGAGUAUGAGUACCAGGAGGACGGUCAGACCAGACUGUUUACAGAACCAUACAGAGUCACACAGAACAGUAACAGUGAUAUCUGUGUUGUGAACCGUACAAGUAAGACUAUAGGUGAUCUAGUGAUUAUGUCUCCCUCUGGUCGUAUUAAGUCUGUCUACCAUGGACAGAACAUGACAAAGGACUUUAGACCAACUGAUGUGGUGUGUGACUCCCUCUGUAACAUCCUUGUUCCUGAUCUUAACAACAAACAGAUCCAUCUACUGAGUCCUGACGGGGAGUUCUUGAAGUUUUUAUUGACAGAAAAAGUGUGUCGUCCAGUCAGAUUAUCACUACACAAGUCUACUCUGUGGGUUGGUUACGACGAAGGAUUUGUCAAAGUGUUUCAAUACAACAACAGUUAG
Saccostrea echinata is the source of this 1494-nucleotide messenger RNA. RefSeq lists its product as uncharacterized. Gene Ontology annotation, molecular function: zinc ion binding; protein binding. The transcript has a single exon. Bases 1 to 1494 code for a protein of 497 amino acids. The record is from RefSeq and is a predicted model, not a curated record. NCBI's taxonomy places the organism in Eukaryota, Metazoa, Mollusca, Bivalvia, Ostreida, Ostreidae.